UCCCGCGGGAGAUUUCGCGUGCAGUUACUUCCGGUAGCUGGUAAAGGCUGGUACUUCCCAGGACGCGGAGGUAGCGGGCCAGGGCUAAAGCGACUUUCGCUACUUGGAUUGGUCGGCGUAGCUUUGGGCGGCCGGACCUUAGAAAGUCACACAUCUGCGCGCCUGUGUGGCCCCAGCUUCUGCGGAUGCUGAGGCACGUAAAAUAAUUUGAAGAAGGGAAUUUCGCGGCAUUCUUUGCCUGGCUUCCUGGUGUAGCCAGCAAGCUCGGAGGUGCUAACCGCUGCUGUCAUGGUUCGUUUGCUAAACUGCAUCGUCGCUGUGUCCCAAAACAUGGGCAUCGGCAAGAACGGGGACCUGCCCUGGCCGCCGCUCAGGAAUGAAUUCAGGACUAAAUUUGCAGAUCCAGUGCCAAAUACUCUACGGAGGCAGUUUAACGAGGACUUCCUGUUACCGACUAGCUCCAAUGAAAAUGAUCUUCCUUUAAAGAAUAGGCGUCUAACAGGCAGAACUGGAUUCUCCAGGUGUGAGGCGGGGGAGAUGAGGAGUAGCCAGGAAAAAGAAAAUAGUGAUAAAGGAAGAGCCAAAAAGGAGGAAAGGGAAGAUGAAAGACCGACUUCAAGAACUAAAGCAGAGAACAAAGGAAAUUGAACUCUCUAGAGACAGUCAUGUAUCAACUACAGAAACAGAGGAACAAGGGGUGUUUCUGCAGCAAGCUGUUAUUUAUG
Messenger RNA from Pongo pygmaeus (Bornean orangutan), 725 nucleotides. Its product is annotated as dihydrofolate reductase-like. The transcript has 5 exons. The record is from RefSeq and is a predicted model, not a curated record. Bases 289 to 648 code for a protein of 119 amino acids. NCBI's taxonomy places the organism in Eukaryota, Metazoa, Chordata, Mammalia, Primates, Hominidae.